AAUUGCAUCAGAAUCCUAACAUUAGAGAGUUCAAAAUGUCACAUGAAUGCGCAUUACAUAACGAAAAUUUCCAGAUUUCAUGCCAAGCUCCAUGCUUCCAUCAAUUUUGUGGGACGUGCCGAAUGUACGACUGGCUUUGGCGAGGCUUUCACCGAUGUCAUUGUCCGAUAUGCGAUGAACCGAUAAAUCUUUUGAUUCCAACAUUAGAUAUAAAUUCUCGCCAUAACCCGGAAGUUCUGUCGAAAAUAAAUGCGUAUAACCAUAUGUUUGGUCUUACAUCUAAUAUUCCCUUUUGUUUUCUUUAUCUUUUCCUUAUUAGGGAUGUUCUUACCAAUAAAGUAUCUCCUACGACUUUUUUCAAUGCUCGUUUCUUCAUUAGUAUAAUAAUGUUAUAUGCAUACUACAUGUACUUCCCUUGGAGAGAGAUAUUUGGAACAAGAAUACUUUCUCCUCUAGUCGGGCUAUUCUGGAUGCCACAUACAGUUUCCGUCUAUAAAUCGAAACUUUGCAACCGUUAUAGGAGUAAUUUUAGAGAGAAAUUGAUGUACCUAGGAAGUUCAUUGAUUGGGUCAUGGCUAGUGUCACUACAGUUUCAUACAAGUUUAAUGUCAAUGGGAAUUUGACUGACUUUAUGCAAGCUAAGAGAGGGAUCAGGCAGGGUGAUCCUUUGACACCCCUGCUUUUUGUGAUCAUCAUGGAAUAUAUGCAUAGAAUUAUGCAAAAGAUGCAAUUUGAUCCUGAUUUCAAACAUCAUGCUAAGUGUAAAAAGUUAAAGCUUACUAAUUUGAUUUUUGUGCUCCUUUUCUGUAAAGGAGAUCCCACUUCUGUUGAAAAGAUUCAGAAUGCCUUUAAAAUUUUCUGUGAUUCCACUGGAUUGAUAGCAAACCCUGAUUUUAUCAUGAUCACUAAUCACUGUUAUUGGUAGGUGUUGUUCAUUAACCUUAAUCUAGGCCUUUUUUUAUUUUUUCUAUUAAACCAUAGUUAACUUUUGUCCCCUUCAGGGUUUGUUUUUGCCUUACCCUUUUUUGUUUGUCUCAAUUACUAUUUUUUUUUAUCUGCCACGUUAUAAUUGUUGAGAACUUUAAUGCACUAACAUUUUUCUUCUUUGUGUCCAAAUUUCAGGGUUAAUCAAAGAUCUUUCAGCCACGCACCUCACCCGACCAAAAAGCUAAGUUUUCUAAUUUCUUUGUUUAAUGACAUUUUAUUUUGCCUUAUAAAAUAUAAAUUAGGGUUUACUUUCAAAUGUCGAUGAAUUACUCCUACACUCACCCCUAUUAUUGUCCGUUUAAUUCUCAGAUGUUCAGAGUCAAUCAAGGGUUCGAGGAGGAUCAAGGCAAGGCAUUCAAAGAUGCGUAAAUUAACUGUUGUGCAUUCUUAUUUUCUGCCUUUAUUUUUAUAUUACCCUAUAAGGGUUUUAUUGUAAUAGAUUAGGUUUAUUUUUCCGCCUUUUAAUUUCCCCCAUCCCCGCAGGUGUUUAUUGUAAUAACGUAGGA
Molecule: messenger RNA, 1493 nt
Organism: Vicia villosa (hairy vetch)
Lineage: Eukaryota; Viridiplantae; Streptophyta; Magnoliopsida; Fabales; Fabaceae
Exons: 4
Coding region: 36-623 (195 amino acids)
Molecular function (GO): ubiquitin protein ligase activity
Source: RefSeq, a predicted model, not a curated record